AUGCCGUCAUCGAAGUGGGGUCGCGUCGGAACCAAGUUGUCCUACACCACCAAACAUGUCACGAACCGCGUCAGCGGCGUCCGCGAAGACCAGCGAACCACGAUUCUAGACAUUUCUGUAGCAACCGGUCUCUCCAUAGGCACAAUCCACCGCAAGCUCCGCGACGGCACGAUUGAGCGCCGAUCAUCCCGUCUCAAACCGCUCCUGACCGAUGACAACAUGCGUGAGCGCAUCGCAUUUUGCAGCGCUUGUGGAUACUGA
This is a messenger RNA of Aphanomyces invadans, 261 nucleotides long. RefSeq lists its product as hypothetical. Gene Ontology annotation, molecular function: DNA binding. NCBI's taxonomy places the organism in Eukaryota, Oomycota, Saprolegniomycetes, Saprolegniales, Verrucalvaceae. Gene Ontology annotation, biological process: DNA transposition; DNA integration. Bases 1 to 261 code for a protein of 86 amino acids. The record is from RefSeq and is a predicted model, not a curated record. The transcript has a single exon.